Messenger RNA from Adineta ricciae, 723 nucleotides. Lineage: Eukaryota; Metazoa; Rotifera; Eurotatoria; Adinetida; Adinetidae. The record is from the annotation of a GenBank genome assembly.
AUGUUGAUCCGAGAUAUAUGCGGGUUCAUAUUGUCUAUUUUUGUCACUGGCGCAACGCUUUGGGCGUGUAGUUUUAAGGUGGAACAUGUUGUGAUGGGUGAAUUGGCAACAGCUCCUGGGGGAAAGUAUAACUUUUUAACAAUAUUAAAUCUACAUCUACAAGUAGUUUAUUUUGGUGUAUGCAUCCUGAAUUUCUUCCUUGGUACAAAUACAGUCGCAUUAGAAAAACGUUCGCUUUUACAAAAAUUACGCGAUUUUCUCUUUGCUGGCGCAGCUUUUCCAAUAGGAAUGUUUGUAUGCAUUACCUUCUGGGGUUUAUAUCAUAUCGAUCGAAAGCUGAUCCAUCCGAAGGAAAUAGAUGGGCUUAUUUCACCACUUCUCAAUCAUGCUAUGCAUACUCUGCCUGGAGUCGCGAUUUGUUUGGAAAGUCUUUUUCAUUAUCAUCGUUACCCAUCAAGGAUUUUAGGUUUGCUGUCCGUAGUCAGCAUAUCCAUUGCGUAUGUAGCAUGGAUUCAUUACUUGCAUCAUAUUCUUUGGUUAAAAGUACAAAUGAGUGUUUGGGUGUAUCCAAUACUGAAUGAAUUGUCAUUCACGCAUCGCGUUUUGUUUUUGUUGGGUUCAACGAUAUUCAAUAUUGGAUUGUAUCUGAUCGGUGAAAUGUAUACAUCGUUUUUAACAAAUCUACGAACAUACAAAACUGUGCAGGGGAAAAAGAAAUACUAA